AAAAAAAUGCCCAUGGUAUGUUUUAAAUAGAUAGUGGUAACUAGUAAGUUUUUAAGCAGUUUCAUCCAUUAGGUCUUUAAUCAUCAACAUCCUUUCAAUAGCACUUGAAAUUCCGCCACAGAAAUGUCGACAUUUUGGGGAGAAGAAGUCCUCCCAGAGAGAAGUUUCAUGCUUUUUGAAGAUGAACCUAAAGGAAGGCUUCGUAUAACCCUGGCAACUUUGGGGAAGUGUCCCAGUGAACACGAACGGAUGAUGUUGGAAGCAGCUAUAGAAAAGGCUCGCAAUGAAAACAAUUUGAUGUUGCAGGCAAAUAUGGUAAAGGCUCGCAAUGAAAGUUUAAACAGGUGUAACGUUCUGUGUCGUGUAGAGUUCGGGCCUUCAGUUAUCUUAUGCUCGUUGACGGCGGGAACAAAUGAGUCCUGUGAGCUGGAUUUGGACUUCGAUGAGGAUAUGGAAGUUAUUUUUUCUGUUGAUGGUCCUCAUAGUGUGCAUCUUACUGGGUACUACCGCGACAAGCGUAAACCUAGUGAAGAUGGUAAGCGAUUUUGUUUGAUUUUUUAUUAUGCAUCUGAUCGAAGUUCAGUAUUUAUUUACUUACACAUUAUUCAGGUAAGUGCUGCAGCUGCUGCUGCUGUAUUCAAUGAACAUAUCUGAUGCGCAAAACCUAGCAGUCUUGUAAUAUAUGGGGCACAUCUCUGGUUUUCAUGUAGCAACAAGAGAUCUGCUCAAAGACUUGGAUAUCCACAUACUACUGAGUACUGAGAAAUUGUUACAACUUUAUUAUUUAAUCUAACAAUUAGCUUCUUCCGAAAUGGCGUAUAUUGUUCUUACUGGUUCGAGGACUAGCAGUUAAAACUGAAUGGUGUGUCUAUUGAUAUUUUGUAGAAAGAUAUUGUGCAAUCUUUGAA
This is a messenger RNA of Papaver somniferum (opium poppy), 908 nucleotides long. RefSeq names its product peptidyl-prolyl cis-trans isomerase FKBP43-like. The record is from RefSeq and is a predicted model, not a curated record. The transcript has 3 exons. NCBI's taxonomy places the organism in Eukaryota, Viridiplantae, Streptophyta, Magnoliopsida, Ranunculales, Papaveraceae. The coding region runs from base 124 to 654 and encodes 176 amino acids.